AUGGCACAGACGCGCACACCUGCACCGUCUCGCACUGGCGCUUCGCCUCACGUCGUUGCUCGCAAUUUGCUGCCGUCGUCGUCGUCGUCGUCGUCUUCUGUCGCUGUUCUUAGUCAUACUAACAGGAGUACUCGUCGAAGUAGUAAUAGUAAAAGUAGUACUAAUACUACGACCAAUGUCACUGUAUCUCCGUCCAUUACAGACGGACGCAAGGCCGAGAGCAGCAGCAGAGAUCCACGAGCAGGACGAGAGCCCAAGGACCAAGUUUCGUCGACAGUCUCCACUGCGUCGUCGACCACGGGACCGUCUGCAGUUGAAGGCCCUGGACGGACGCGUGAACACGAGACGCCUUCGGGUCAAUGGCUGGACAAGGAGAUGAAGCACUCAAGACGACGGCCAGUGGGGAAUUCGUGCCGUUCCAGUGAGUCGAGACGUCAUCGAUCAAGAGACGGUCGUGCUGAAGUCGUAGCAUCUCAAGCCAAGGUGGCUCCAGUGGUCAAGACAAUGACUGAGUCGCCACCGGCGACUUAUUUGUCGUCGUCUUCAGGUGGUGAGCACCGAAGUGACCGAGAUGAGACGCCAACGCGGCGAGCAGGACACCAGAGACAGCAUCACCAGCACCAGCAACAUGAUGCUGCUGGUGUGACGAUGAAACCGUCUCGGAUGGUUGUGAAACGACGGGCGACCGUACCUUCGUGCAGCAAUAGUGAGACGCAUCGGCCGUCGUCACGGUCGACGCACAUGCAGUCGUCACUUGGAAAUGUCAAUGAAACAGAAGCCACUGGUGGUAGCUUGCAGGUUGUUUCGAGCAGUCCACGAGUUGGAACUACAACCGGGACGACCGGCAGCUUGGAGAAAUGGCAGAUCCGAUUACAGCGCUCGCUCUCUGGAAAUUCGAGUGGCACGGACGAUGAACGUCAUGGUCGCGAUCCAUCGUCGUCGCAGCGGUUGUAUAGCAGUCGCCAUAGUCGGCAGCUGAUGGAGAGCCCACCGCCACCAGGUCAAGUAGCAGCAACAAGCCGGAGAAGACGCGGAAGCGACUCGCCCUCACUGGACCAGACCAAAACACGAGUCCGUAGCUCGGCGCUUGGAUCGACACAGCCAGUAUCACCAGGGGGCAGUGGAGGGCUACCACCGCCUCCGCCUCCUCUAUCGUUAUCUUCUGAUGUGCAAGACUCUACCACGCCUCGUACGUCGGCACGCAAAGUUGUGCAUUCUGGCGAGAUUGCAGCAGGUGACUGCGAUGCUACGCCAAAGCCUCGGCCUGUUCGUAUACGCUAUGAAACUCCAGACCGCGGCAUGGGUGGCAAGCGGGAAAUCUCGCAUGCAUCACUUGGCAAACUGAUCGCUCGUCUUACGGAUGCCCAUCAGUAUGACAUAGAGUUCCGUGACGUGUUUCUGCUGACGUAUCGUUCGUUCUGCUCGCCGUACGACUUUAUCAAGAAGCUACUGAAGCGGUACACAGCUGUGUUGUCUCUGUGCGGGGGCAUCGAUCCGGAGAUUAUCAAAGAAACGCAGUUGUUACUGGAUCAAAUUACGCUAGAAGAGAAAAGUGAGCAGCGACCCUCGAAUACGACAUCGAUUUCGACGGCGCGAUCUGACAUCGCUACAGGAAUGGAGGCAAAUGUGUCUAUCAUGCGGUUGCUGAGUGUGCUAAAAUUCUGGAUCAAGGAAAGUGGUUUCAUCGACCAGGAUCUUGCCAACGAUCGUAGGGCCCAGAAGAAGCUGAUGAAUUUUCUUCGCGAAAUCCGAAACACGUCGCCCAUUCCAUCCAUACGACGGCACGCUGAAAAUCUACUGCUAACGGUCGCCCAGCUGUUGUCAUCACAAAAGCAGCAAGCUCACGCCCAGGCAAGAGCGCAAUCUCAUGGUCAAGCGCAAACUCAUGCCAAAACCCAGUCUCAACGUGCGACCUCGAAAUUACUUCCAGUACCGGCCCUCGUGACUUCAGCCUCAGUUUCGGCACUACCUGACAAGUCAUUCCCGACUUCAGGAGGUGGCGUUGGUCAGGACUCCCGAAACGUAGUGGCGCUAGCACUUGCACAUCAGCCUGGUGACCGCGGGGUUUCACAUUCUCGUGUGCGGUCACAUGCUACAACCAAACUAGCCUUGCCGCGAUCGUCGUCAGACCCCAAGCGUGAGCGAUCUAUGGUAAAACUCCGCACCAAGAUUUCCAGUGGUGAUAUUUUUCAGCUGCGAAGUCGGUCAAUCCCCGUUGCGGCGGGUGACCAGAUGGUAGCAGCAGCGGCAACGAACGAUCGCAUGCUGCGCGAAGGCGUUCAGCAACAGAGCGUUGUACCCAGUGCCGCUGCAAAGGCGCCGAAAAUCUCGCGAGGGGUUACUACUGGUAGCGCUGAAGCCGCCAUUAGAGUGAACACUAGUAGCAAUGGCACUGAUGACUUUUUUGACGAGAUCAUUCAGGAUACGUUGCAACGCGGGAGGCUAACGGCAAUAUCGCGUAAAAGCGCACGUAUUGGUUACGAUAAUAUGGAUCCCCUGUCCGGCUUGUCUGCGCAGGAGAUUGCUGAUCAGCUCACGUUGAUGGAGGCGGAUCAGUAUUUCUCGAAACUGAACCCACGGGAGCUGACGAACAAGGCGUGGACGCGUGAGAGUAAGCACUCCGAAGCUCCUCACGUGAUGGCUUUGAUUGAGCUCUUUGAUGCAACAGCAGAGUGGGUAUCGAGCGAGAUUCUGCACCCACAAUUGCAGGCCGUUGAACGUGCGAAAGUGAUUACGCUUUUCAUCGAUGCAGCCGACAACUGCUAUCAUAUGAACAAUUUCAACACGCUUUUCGAAAUCACCACUGGACUCUCGGCGCCAUGUACUCGACAGCUUAACACUACGUGGAGCCUCGUUACUGCAGCUACGCAGGAAAAGUAUCAGUGCCUGCAGCAGGUAUGCUCGCCCGAUGACAACUACCGGAGCUAUCGUCAAGCGUUUGCUUUGGCCGAAGGUCAGCCGCGGCUUGCUUGUUGGUUUAUCUUCGUGAAGGAUGUGUUCACGUAUGAGGAAUCCAUGAAGUCUACGGAAGGUGGACUGGUGAACUGGCAGAAGUUCCGCAAGAUCUAUCGCAUCAUCAGCGAGACACUGGAUCGUCAGAAUUUCAACUACGUGCCUGCUAGCUCCAGUAGUGCCGGCGCUGGUAGCAAUGGAACGAACACAAACGGCAUUCCCAGAAAAGGUCGCGGCACUUUGCGGCACGAGAGAAGGACGCAGGCUCAUAUCCGCCACCGAGUUGACACCAUUCGGAAAGACAGCUCUGUGCUCUAUCAGCUGGCCCGCAAUGCCAAUACGCAGGAGAGUAUUUUAUUUGUAAACAGUUUGUCGGAGGCAGGGUUCCUGUGA
Molecule: messenger RNA, 3345 nt
Organism: Peronospora matthiolae
Lineage: Eukaryota; Oomycota; Peronosporomycetes; Peronosporales; Peronosporaceae
Source: the annotation of a GenBank genome assembly